CAUACGCGCGCAUACACGAACGAAAAUGAAACUGAUCUAGUGGGCUAGUUGAACGACGAACAAAUGUCGAAGCCUCUGGUCGAAGCAAGCACGAUCAACUGGGGAUUUUCGUGUUACGUCAACACUUGUUAAAGUCAUUACAAAUCGAAUUAUCGUCGAAGCGGUUUGGUGUUCGAUUUUUUGAAAACUUAUUCUCCGUGUUACGUGCCGUGGUCGGGUGAUUUAGGGCAAAAACUGGUAAGACUACGUAGGACGCGCAUACACGGGAACAGUGUCGAAUAGAAGAUGUCCGGUGAUAUUCAAGCGAGGAAGCGAAAAGAGAAGAAACGCAAAAAAGAUGAAGAGGACAACGUUACACCGGCACCCCCACCGGCAACCGUCAAUGAAAAUUCACCACCGGACAACGUUAACAUACAUAUUUACAAAGAAAGCAGCACGGGUGGACAUUGGUGCGCGCGAAUCGUAUUCUUUACCGUACUGACGGCGCUCGUCGGAUUGAUAGGAGUAAUUAUCAUCGAGCACAGAGGUACUACGGACGUGAAUACGCCAUUGGAAUCGUCUCGGUGGGCCUACAUCUUCGAAGGAUGGGUAGACGAUUCUUUAUCCUUGUCGGAUGAAGAACAUCGCAGCGAACGCGAGGAAACGAAACAAGUGGAAGAUGAGGCCAGACGCGACGAUGAUACCAUUGAAGAAGCCGAGGUUUCGGCCGAAGAGCAGGAGGAAAAUGCGGGAAAAACGCAGGAAGCGUUAGAGGAGAAUGCGUCGAACGAGGGAGAUGAAGACUUCCAAAGCAAAGAAGAAGAUGUCGACCGCGCACGGUCCAGCCACGAGGAGGAGGAGGAGGAGGAGGAGGAAGAAGAAGAAGAAGAAGAAGAAAAACAAGGCGAAGACGACGACGACGACGGCGAAGAAGAAGAAGAAGAAGAAGAAGAAAAGGUAGACAGGCGAGACGAAGACGACGACGACGACGACGACGACGACGACGACGACGACGAAGAAGUAGAGGAAGGAGAAGAGAAAGAGGAGAAAAUUGUAUUGGAAGCCGACGAAGUCGACGACGUAUUAGAAGAAAUCGUAUCUGGUAUCGAAAAAGAAAAAAACUUGGACGAGGAGGAGAGUGUUUCGUACGAAUCGACGGACGACGAUCCAUUCGACCGAGUAUCGGAAAACGAUGGAGAUGCGUUUGAGAACACGUUUCUAGACAUUCCCGGUGCGAAUGAAAUUCAGAAUGAGAAUAUCGAACCUUUGGAAGAGGUAGAAACCGCCGAACCCGAAGAAGACUUUGACGAUGCAGACGUAAAACCAAUUAUGGAAGAGAUAGACGAAGACGAAGAGUCUGGCAGCGUGGCGAUGAAGUUCGGAGUCGGUGCGGCACUUGUUAUAGCUGCACAUAUCGUCCUCGCGAAACGAUGGAACAACGAAGAUAUCUUUGUUCAGGAUCAAGCUAAAUUAAUCUCGGAAACUGAAACGCAAAAGGUGGAAGAACGAAUCGUGCAUUCCACGUUCCCACGAGAAAAAAUGGUUAAAAUGGGAAAAUAUGAUUCGGAACGAAAAGACAAAAACGAGACGGAGGAAUUGAACGAGAGCGGGCGUAAACAAGCUGACGGGGACGAACAUGGUAACGAGGCGCGAGACGACGAGCAAGACGAGUGGGAAGAAGGAGAAGACGAAGACGAAGGCGAAGAGGAAGAGGAAGUAGAAGUGGAAGUGGAAGAGGAAGAGGAAGACGAAGACGAAGACGAAGAAGAAACGGAAAUAGAGAGGGAGGAAGAAACUCGGAAAGUGCAAUGGGAUGGGAAAAAGGAAAGCGAAACGAGACGAAAAGACCGAAUAGGGACGGAAGACAAGGACGAUAGUUCGGGAGAAGAAAAUACCGAGGAGGAGGAAGAGGAAGCAGAGGACGAAGAAAUCGAAGAUUUCGAUGACUCCGAACUUAUCGCAAAGCUCGAAGCAAAAUAUGGAAGAUUGGAUAGCGUGCAAGACGAUAACGAAGAACGGCGGCGGCGACGGCAGCGGGAAACUGUGAAAAUGCAAAGGAGAAUUUAACGAUCACACGUUCGAUGCGAUCUAUACUACGCGCAGCAUAGACGCAUAGGUAAUGGGAAAUACUAGAAUCUGAUUUCAUGCAUGAUCGCAUUGUACUCGAUAAUCGCGCGCACAUCGUGCCCGACGAUUACCUCUGUAAAAACAAAAAUAAAACUAAGCGAUGAAAAAAUAAUGCUCGUUUCGCCGAUUCGAGACGGACCAAACAGCAGUAACCAAUCGUUGCAAUAAAAUGAGCGUCUUAUUUACUUUUUAUACGUAAUAUAAAAAUUAAAUAACGUUUAACGAGCAUGGAGGAUUCGUAAAUAGUCUCGUAGAGAGAGAGAGAGAGAAGCUGGUUCACACACCUAUACACACGAAGUGAACAUUUGUACCGUUUGAUUUACGUCUGCCGACGAUACUCGGUAAGUGUUCGCGAUGUCCAUCUCGAUGAAAUUCGGACGGGUUCGUAAAGCGAGUACAAUUAUGAUGCGAACGAUAAUAUAAUAAGACAUUUGUCCAUUCGCGUCCAUUUUAGACAACAACGGACGACGCGGCGUUCAACGCGCGCGGAUGCUUUUAAAAUUAAUUCGAUCGUGUGAACGGUGGAACGUUUCCCAGCGAAAUUCUGUAUAGCUAAACGCUAAAAAAGUGUAGCAAUAAAAGAGAAUAAAAGAAAAAAGAGAUAUGUAACCUGAA
Messenger RNA from Ceratina calcarata, 2721 nucleotides. Its product is annotated as glutamic acid-rich protein. The transcript is spliced from 7 exons. NCBI's taxonomy places the organism in Eukaryota, Metazoa, Arthropoda, Insecta, Hymenoptera, Apidae. The coding region runs from base 286 to 2046 and encodes 586 amino acids. The record is from RefSeq and is a predicted model, not a curated record.